GCCUCUGCUUCAGCCUUACUGUGAGUCUGCCUGUGCAUCAGACCUCUUCUGUCUUUCAGGUUGACAACAGCUUCUAAGAUGUCCCAGCAACACACACUGCCAGUGACCCUCUCCCCUGCCCUCAAUCAGGAGCUCCUCAAGACUGUUCCUCCUCCAGUCAAUACCCAGCAGGAGCAAAUGAAGCAGCCAACUCCACUGCCUCCCCCGUGCCAGAAGGUGUCUGUCGAGCUCCCAGUGGAGGUCCCAUUAAAGCAAGAGGAAAAGCACGUGACUAUUGUAAAGGGAGUGCCUGAGCAAGAAUGUGAGGAGCAGCAGCAGGAGCCACAGAAGCAGGAGCUGCAGCAACAGCACUGGGAACAGCAUGAGGAACAUCAGAAAGCAGAAAACCCAGAGCAGCAGCUUAAGCAGGAGAAAGCACAAAAGGAUCAGCAGCUAAAGGAACAGCUGGAAGAAGAGAAGAAGCUCUUAGACCAGCAACUGCAUCAAGAGCUAGUCAAGAGAGAUGAGCAACUGGGAAUGAAGAAAGAGCAACUGUUGGAGCUCCCAGAGCAGCAGCAGGGGCACCUGAAACACCUGGAGCAGCAGGAGGGGCAACUGGAGCUCCCAGAGGCAGCGCAGGAGGGACAGCUGAAGCACCUGGAGCAGCAGGAGGGGCAGCUGAAGCAUCUGGAACACCAGGAGGUGCAGCUGGACCUCCCAGAGCAACAGGUGGGGCAGUUCAAGCAUAUGGAGCAGCAGGUGGAGCAGCUGAAGCACCUGGAGCAGCAGGAGGAGCAGCUGGAGCAUCUGGAGCAGCAGAAGGGGCAGCUGGAGCAUCUGGAGCAGCAGGAGGGGCAGCUGGAGCACCUGGAGCAGCAGGAGGGGCAGGUGGAGCAUCUGGAGCAGCAGGAGGGGCCGCUGAAGCACCUAGAGGAGGAGAAGGGGCAGUUGAAGCAUCUGGAGCAGCAGGAGGGGCAACUGGAGCUCCCAGAGCAGCAGGUGGGGCAGCUGAAGCACCUGGAGCAGCAGGAGGAGCAGCUGGAGCAUCUGGAGCAGCAGAAGGGGCAGCUGGAGCAGCAAGAGGGGCAGCUGGAGCACCUGGAGCAGCAGGAGGGGCAGGUGGAGCACCUGGAGCAGCAGGAGGGGCAGCUGAAGCACCUAGAGGAGCAGAAGGGGCAGUUGAAGCAUCUGGAGCAGCAGGAGGGGCAACUGGAGCUUCCAGAGCAGCAGGGGGAGCAGCCAAAGCACCUGGAGCAGAAGGAGAAGCAGCUGGAGCUCCCAGAGCAGAAAGAGGGGCAGCUGAAGCACCUGGAGAAGCAGGAGGCACAGCUGGAGCUCCCAGAGCAGCAAGUGGCACAGCCAAAGCACCUGGAGCAACAGGAAAAGCAUCUAGAGCACCCAGAGCAGCAGGAGGGACAACUAAAACAUCUGGAGCAGCAGGAGGGGCAGCUGGAGCAGCCCAUGUUUGCCCCAGCUCCAGGCCAGAUCCAAGACAUCCAACCAGCCCUGCCCACAAAGGGAGAAGUAUUUCUUCCUGUAGAGCAGCAACAGCAGCAGAAGCAGGAGGUGCAAUGGCCACUCAAACAUAAAUAACCACCUGCAAUCCAGAGGCCCUUAGAUCGUCUCAUACAAGGGAAGAGAGAACCACUGGCCCCACUUAUUUCGGGUCCCCUAGGUGGCCCGUCUCAUCUGUGAACUUGACUCUGUCCGUCUACAUGUCUCUUUAAUGGGGUGGGGGUGGAAGAGAGGUAAUUAUUGUCCAGUGCCACCCCCAAUGAGCCCAAUCCCAACCUCAGGUGAGCAGAGCCUCUACUUGAGGGACUAUUGUCACUAUAGGAAUCCUUAUUUCCCCAGUGUUGAAGCUGAAUCGGUGAGUGUGUACAAUGAUCCAUAAUAAAUCCUGGGAGUCUUGGGA
Cercocebus atys (sooty mangabey) is the source of this 1894-nucleotide messenger RNA. RefSeq names its product involucrin (gene IVL). The coding region runs from base 79 to 1572 and encodes 497 amino acids. The transcript is spliced from 2 exons. Gene Ontology annotation, cellular component: cytoplasm. Gene Ontology annotation, biological process: keratinization. NCBI's taxonomy places the organism in Eukaryota, Metazoa, Chordata, Mammalia, Primates, Cercopithecidae. The record is from RefSeq and is a predicted model, not a curated record.